CGAGCGGGGCCGGGGCGAGCGGCGAGCGGAGCCGGCGGGAGGGCGCGUUCGGCAGGUAUUAGCAGUUGAGGACAACACUUGUGCUGGCUGAAGAUGGAGAACAACAUAACUACUAUCUCUCGUGAAGAGCUUGAAGAUCUACGAGAGGCAUUUGGCAAAAUAGAUAUUGACAACAGUGGGUAUGUCAGUGAUUACGAGCUUCAAGACCUGUUUAAAGAAGCAAGUCUGCCCUUGCCUGGUUACAAAGUCCGGGAGAUUGUAGAAAAAAUCAUUUUGGUGACAGACAGCAGCAAGGAUGGGAAAAUCAACUUUGAAGAAUUUGUCUCUAUAAUUCAGGAAUUGAAAAGCAAAGAUGUUAGCAAAUCUUUCAGAAAAUCAAUAAACAAAAAGCAAGGUAUUACAGCAAUUGGAGGAACAUCAGCAAUAUCUAGUGAGGGGACACAGCACUCUUAUUCAGAGGAAGAAAAAGUUGCUUUUGUUAAUUGGAUAAAUAAAGCUCUACAAGAUGACCCAGACUGUAAGCACCUCCUACCAAUGAACCCAUCAGAUGCCAGUCUGUUUAAAUCCCUUGCAGAUGGCAUCCUUCUUUGCAAAAUGAUCAACUUUUCACAACCAGAUACAAUUGAUGAAAGGGCUAUUAAUAAGAAAAAACUCACUCCUUUCACUGUUUCUGAAAACUUAAACCUGGCUCUGAACUCAGCGUCUGCCAUUGGCUGCACAGUUGUCAAUAUUGGAUCACAAGAUUUGCAAGAAGGAAAACCACACUUGGUAUUGGGACUCUUGUGGCAGAUCAUUAAAGUUGGCCUUUUUGCUGAUAUUGAGAUCUCCAGAAAUGAAGCUCUUAUUGCCUUGCUAAAUGAAGGGGAAGAGCUGGAUGAAUUAAUGAAGCUCUCCCCAGAAGACCUCUUGCUGCGCUGGGUGAAUUACCAUCUGGCCAAUGCAGGGUGGCAGAGAAUCACUAACUUCAGCCAAGACAUCAAGGAUUCAAGAGCCUACUACCAUUUGUUAAAUGAGAUUGCACCCAAAGGAGAUGACCCUGAGCAAUUGCCUAUUAAAAUUGAUUUUACAGGAUUUCAUGAUAAAAAUGACUUGAGGAGGGCUGAAUACAUGCUCCAACAGGCAGAUAAAUUGGGCUGCAGACAGUUUGUAACUCCAGCUGAUGUGGUUGCAGGCAACCCUAAACUCAAUUUGGCUUUUGUUGCAAAUCUCUUUAACACAUAUCCAGCCCUGCACAAGCCUGACAAUUCAUCUUAUGAUCUCAAUUUAUUAGAAGGAGAAAGUAAGGAAGAAAGGACUUUCAGAAACUGGAUGAAUUCACUGGGUGUGAGCCCAUAUGUUAAUCAUUUAUACAGUGACCUUUCUGAUGCUUUAAUCAUCUUCCAACUGUACGACAUGACGCGCGUUCCGGUUGACUGGGGCCACGUUAACAAACCUCCUUACUCCCUGCUCGGGGGCAACAUGAAAAAGAUUGAGAAUUGCAAUUAUGCAGUAGAACUUGGGAAGACAAAAGCCAAAUUCUCACUGGUUGGUAUUGCUGGACAUGAUCUAAAUGAGGGUAAUCCAACUCUGACUUUGGCUUUGGUGUGGCAGCUGAUGAGAAGGUAUACUUUGAAUGUACUGUCUGACCUUGGAGAGGGCGAAAAAGUAAAUGAUGAAAUUAUUAUUAAGUGGGUGAAUCAGACACUUGCAAAAGCAAACAAGAAAACUUCAAUUACAAGUUUCAAGGACAGAUCAAUUAGCACUAGCUUACCUGUCCUAGAUUUAAUAGAUGCCAUUGCACCAAAAGCAGUUCGUCCAGAAAUGGUCAAGAGAGAAGACCUUUCUUACCAAGACAAAUUGAAUAAUGCCAAGUAUGCCAUUUCAGUUGCUCGAAAAAUUGGUGCUCGUAUUUAUGCUCUCCCAGAUGAUCUGGUUGAAGUGAAGCCAAAAAUGGUGAUGACAGUGUUUGCAUGUUUGAUGGGAAGAGGACUGAACAGAAUAAAAUAAUGCAGACAUAUAAUAACUUUCUGCCAUGUUAAGCACAAUGAAUGCCUCGCAGUUUACAGAGUUCUGAAACUUAGUAUGAGAAAAAUUGUAUGCACAAAUAUCAAUUAUCUUUUAAUCAUGUGUUUGUAUUAGUUAAUUUUCUUCGGUUUCAUAACACAUGAAUUACUUAUGGCUAAUACCAUUUUCAGAACAUGUUCAUUAACAAAUUAACAUCAUAGAUUUGUAUUGCUUGGAAAAACCCAUAUGAAUCAAGCUUCAUUUGUAUUAGUUUCCAUAGCACUGUGAGAACCUGCAUUGUUUUACAUAUGUUGUUUCAGGACCAAUUAUGAAACACUGUUUGAUUUUUGUGGGUGUUAGUUAUAUAUAGUCAUACAAGUCUCAAGGUGCAUUCCAGUCCUGUUGGAUUGGACCCCAAACUGCACAGAAAUUAUCAUCCUUGCCUUAUUCUUGGAGAGCUUAACUCUUGUUGGAGCCAGUGGGAGUCUUGUCAUUGACUUUAGAGCAAGUAAAGGCCUAUGAUAAUGUCUGGUAACUAAUGAAUACUGAUUAAACUGAUGAAACUUUUUUUGUGGGAAUUAUCUUCAAAUAUAUGUAGUAGUUUUGUUCUGUUACUUAGCAGAAACUUUUACAAACCAUGUUGUAUGAAAAAACCAGCAAUAGAAAGCAGAAAUGUCGUGUCAUUAUUAGGUCUGCAUAUGUGCUAAGUUCUGCGGUUGGACUAAACAGCUAUUGGUUUUUUUAACCUUUUCAUAAAAUACUGUGUUAAGAAAACAAUAAAGAGCUGGCUAGUCCACUA
This is a messenger RNA of Melospiza melodia melodia, 2782 nucleotides long. RefSeq names its product plastin 1 (gene PLS1). Bases 94 to 1986 code for a protein of 630 amino acids. Gene Ontology annotation, molecular function: actin filament binding; calcium ion binding. Gene Ontology annotation, cellular component: actin filament bundle; actin filament; cytoplasm. The transcript has 16 exons. NCBI's taxonomy places the organism in Eukaryota, Metazoa, Chordata, Aves, Passeriformes, Passerellidae. The record is from RefSeq and is a predicted model, not a curated record. Gene Ontology annotation, biological process: actin filament bundle assembly; actin filament network formation.